Molecule: messenger RNA, 2996 nt
Organism: Chilo suppressalis (striped riceborer)
Lineage: Eukaryota; Metazoa; Arthropoda; Insecta; Lepidoptera; Crambidae
Source: the annotation of a GenBank genome assembly
UAGGGAUUGCAAUGCUGGAUCCGCAAUCCAGCAAUCCAGCUGGAUCCAGCGCCUUUUUUUGCCUGCUGGAUCCAGCACCCGGUGCUGGAUCCAGCAAUGCGGAUCCGCAUUUUCAAAUAAUGGCGCGAAACUGCGCAACCGACCGCCGGCGUUGCGUUGCCGCUCCGUUCGUGGUAGGAGCGACGUUGCCGUUCAUUCGCAUUCAUUUGUGACUGUUGUGGCCUUGGUUGUGGCACGUGCUACCCCCCUCUCUACGCCGCACUGCCCACCCUUGACCCGUGCUGAACUGUUCUAGCGCGCUCAGUCGUGAGUUGACUUUUGCUAUGUAAUAAAGUGACUUCACGCUAAAUGUCUUCUUCGCUCAGUUAAGUUCUAUGUCGUCUGCGUGUUUUGUAAGUAAUUCAAACUUUAAUUUAAAUUUUACGCCCAUAAACAUAAUAAAUGUAAUCAGUGAUCGUGUUCACGGCCUGGGUGGGAGUCGUGGGACUGUGAAAAUCAAAACAUAAAUGAGAGUCAAGGCGUUUUUGUUUAAUUCAGUAUUAAAUAAAGAGGUGAAUUAGUGUACUUAUAAUAAAAGUCAGCUAAUUUACUACAUUUUCUAUCUAUUUUCUGAUUACUUUUGCUUUCCCGCCGGCACGUCUCGGUCGGAUUUUCAGUAAAAUUAACUUGGACUCACCGUCUACACUACUCCCCAUACCUACAUCGAAUUACUGAACUGGUUACAGCUUGGUCAUCCUAACCUAAAUCGAACGGCUAAUAGAAUAUUCAUUAAGUGAGCAUUAUGUUACAGUUUUAUGACUUAGUGUUAAUGUAAUACUGCUGGACAACUUUCUACUAUGAUUACUUACUACUAAAUGGGUAUUUAAUUGAUUUUUUACACUUUUCAGAUUUCAAGCCUAAUUUCCAGAGUUCGCCAACAUUUUUAAUACAGACCUACAUAAAACAAUACAUUAACUUCAGGAUUCGAACUCGUAAACAAAUAAUAGUAUUGAUAAAUAAUAAUGUCUCUUUCGAAGCCAAGUCUGCAAAACGAAUGCGGUGAAAGUGAUGAUGAAAAAAAAUUAUUAUGGGACUACUUCGAAAAAAAUAAUGAUGGUCGAAGUGCCAAAUGCUCUUUAUGUUCAAAAACUCUGCUGAUUAGUAACCGUUCAUCAACAGGCUUAAAGGGCCAUCUACAAAAGAUACAUUGCGUCAACGUUACUUCUGCAUCGAGUUCAAAAGCAAACAGUAGAUCAUCAGUUUGUAACAAAAAUACAGUAGUUCCCACAGCAACCACGUCUAAAAAUGACGACGACCAGGAGGUUAUUAUUGUGCCGAAAAAGAAGGCUAAGAAAACUAUUGAUGCCUAUUUUGUAAAAGAAAAUUCGAUGGAAGCUAUGGUUACCAGGAUGGUGUGCAGGGAUGGUCUUACGCUGAGUUCAUUUUGUUCAUCUUCCGAUUUGAGACGUUUAUUUUCCAAAAGUGGAUUCCAAUUACCGAAUUCUCCCAACACUAUAAGGUCGAUAAUUACCGACUUUGCCAACGCUGUUGAAGCAGAUUUAAUAAUAGAAUUCGCAAAUUUAAAAAAACAAGGACAAAGAUUUUCGUUGAGCUUUGAUGAGUGGACUUCCCAAAAAAAUCACAGAUAUAUAAAUCUCAACGUGCACCAUAAAGAGACUCAUUUCAAUCUUGGCCUGAUCAGAAUACACGGAUCCUGUACUGCUGAACACUGCAUUACAUUAGUGUCACAAAGGUUGAAAAAAUUUGGUUUAAACUUGGAAACCGAUAUCAUUGGUAUCACUACUGAUGGCGCGAGCGUGAUGGUAAAAGUUGGUAGACUCUUACCUUGUUAUCAGCAACUCUGCUUCGCGCAUGGGAUCCAGUUAGCUGUGGUAGAUGUUCUCUACAAAAAAAAAACUCAACCAGAAGAAAUAAAACACACAGAAAUAGACGAAGAUGACGCUGACGAAUAUGAAGACGAAGAAACGGAAGCCAAUGAACGUUUAGAAGUAGUGAUUCAAUCAACACCGGCUGAUGUAAUUCCUCGAUACAACGAACUUCUCAAAAAAGUGCGAAAAGUUGUUAAGACUUUCAGAAAAUCACCGACCAAGGAUGACAUGUUUUUGCAAAAAUAUGUAAAGGAAGAGAAGGGCAAAGAAUUGAGUCUGAUUCUAGACUGCCAAACUAGGUGGAGUAGUCUGUUUGUAAUGCUGGAACGGUUCUACAAUUUGAAAAAUUGCAUCGAUAAAGUGCUAAUAGAUGCCGGCUCCGACACCAAAAUCUCCGCUGACGAGUGGUCACAAAUCAACGAAUUAAUUGCCUGUCUUCAACCAGUUAAACUGGCCGUAGAAGUUCUAUGUAGAAGAGAGUCAAGUUUGGCAACUGCUGAUACGAACCUAAAAUUUGUGUUAGACAAACUCAAAGGCCAAGACACUGCCUUGAGUGCUGAGCUUUCCGAGGCACUCCGAAAAAGAAUUGGAGAACGGCGGCUUAACGAAAUCACAGGGUUGCUGAUUUACUUACAGAAGCCAAAGAAGUAUGAACAAGAAGUUAGAAAGCCCGAUGAUACUUUCACGAUGCCUAAGAAGAAUGUGUUGCGUCAGGAGAUGAAAAAUAUGCUGAAUCGUGUAAAUGAAGUAGCGGAAUCGGCAGCCGAAGUGGAAGAAGAAGUAAUGGAAAUAGAUAACGUGGACGAAAAUCUUACAUUAGAACAACAACUAGCUUUAGAACUGAAGCGUGAAAAAGAAAGUUUUAUAAAACCGAAAACAAAUGUGAAGGACUAUGACAAAAAUUUAAAAAAAGAGAUGAGCUUAUUCGAGACUGAGGGUGUCAGAGGUGAGAAUCUAUCCCUCAUUUAUGAUUUCCUCAUGACCCUGAAACCAACCAGCGUAGAGGCAGAAAGGGCCUUUUCCGCAGCCGGAUAUAUAUGCAGCAAAUUAAGAAGUAGAUUAACAGACAAAACUAUAAAUACCAUUUGCUUUCUGAGAGCCUUUUUCCAUAAAACCCAGAAAAAGUAA